UACAUGAUGCAUCGUCCAUCGAUCCAAUCCACACGUCGAGAAUACAGCCCUGUUAGGUUAACCGACAACUCCCGUCGAUUAUCUGUCAGCCCUUUUAACCCAGAACUAACCCCAAGGGGACUAUCAGUCAGUCCUUUUCUACAGGAGACGAACCCCAAUCGACUCUCCGUCAGUCCAUUUCAACCAGACACAACGCUUCGUCGCCAUUCUCUCAACCCUUUUGAACCAAUCACAAGCCCUAGACGUCUAUCUCUCUAUCCUUUUCAACCGGAAGUCAGUCCCUUUCAACCGGAAGUUAGCCCAUUCCGCCCUGUUGUUAGUCCAUUCCGAGUAAUAGAGAGUCCAGUACGACCAAGAGCGAUUAUAUAUUCU
This is a messenger RNA of Lottia gigantea (owl limpet), 372 nucleotides long. RefSeq lists its product as hypothetical. The annotation marks the transcript as partial. Lineage: Eukaryota; Metazoa; Mollusca; Gastropoda; Lottiidae. The transcript has a single exon. The record is from RefSeq and is a predicted model, not a curated record.